Molecule: messenger RNA, 264 nt
Organism: Metarhizium robertsii ARSEF 23
Lineage: Eukaryota; Fungi; Ascomycota; Sordariomycetes; Hypocreales; Clavicipitaceae
Product: Ribosomal protein S21e
Exons: 2
Coding region: 1-264 (87 amino acids)
Biological process (GO): endonucleolytic cleavage in ITS1 to separate SSU-rRNA from 5.8S rRNA and LSU-rRNA from tricistronic rRNA transcript (SSU-rRNA, 5.8S rRNA, LSU-rRNA); endonucleolytic cleavage to generate mature 3'-end of SSU-rRNA from (SSU-rRNA, 5.8S rRNA, LSU-rRNA); translation
Cellular component (GO): cytosolic small ribosomal subunit; ribosome
Molecular function (GO): structural constituent of ribosome
Source: RefSeq, a predicted model, not a curated record
AUGGAGAACGACCGUGGCGAGAUCGUGGACCUCUACGUCCCCCGCAAGUGCUCUGCCACCAACCGCAUCAUCAAGGCCAAGGACCACGGCUCCGUCCAGAUCAGCAUCGCCAAGGUUGAUGAGAACGGCCGUGCCAUCAGCGGCGAGAACCACGUCUAUGCCCUCUGCGGUUUCGUCCGCGCCAUGGGCGAGUCCGACGACUCCAUGAACCGUCUUGCUCAGCGUGACGGUCUGUUGAAGAACGUCUGGAGCGCUCAGCGAUAA